This is a messenger RNA of Globicephala melas (long-finned pilot whale), 1383 nucleotides long. RefSeq names its product thymus, brain and testes associated (gene TBATA). NCBI's taxonomy places the organism in Eukaryota, Metazoa, Chordata, Mammalia, Artiodactyla, Delphinidae. The record is from RefSeq and is a predicted model, not a curated record.
AUGCAAAUGUUCAAUUUUAUAAGAUAUUGCCAAUUUUUUCCCCUAGAGUCUGUUCCGGUUUACACUCCUACUACCAGUCAACGAGAGUUCCUGUUAUCCAUCUUCAACACUAGUAUUAAAUUCGCCGGUCCUUACUCUGUUAGAGGCCCUACAAUGGCUACGGAAGUGAGGACCCAAUUGGCGGAGCACCCACUGACGAGGCCAAGGACUGAGCCAAAACCCGAGAAGUCAGGGUGCUGGCCAAGGAGCCACGCGGACGGCGGGCCACAGAAAGAACUGAGGAUCCCAGGGAUUGUGGAUUUCAGGCUGAUCCGAGAGGAACUGAGGACCUCCAAGCCCCAAACGCCCGGUGCCCACCGCUUCGGCCACCUCAGCCAUCACUCCUUCUUCUCCCGGCACCACCCCCAUCCCCAGCACGUGACCCACAUCCAAGAUCUCACCGGGAAGCCUGUCUGUGUUGUCAGGGACGAGUUCUCUCUGGCCGCCUCACGUCAAGCCACACUCUUACCCCGCUCUCUGAUCGGGAUGCCCACCAUCUCGGUCCCCAUUGGAGACCCGCAGUCCAAUCGGGAUCCCUGGCUUGCUUCUGAGGCCUGGAAGAAGGAGUUGAAAGACCUGGCUUCCCGGGUGGCCAUCUUCACCGAGGAGAACGCGCUGAAGAGCAAGGAGAAGGAGGAGCCUCAGCGGGAGAAUGGGGCAAAGUACUCAGCAGAGACUGGUAGGCUCAUCCCUGCUUCCUCCCGGGCCACGGCCCGCCGCCACUCCCGCCAGGGCGUACGAAACCACUCUCCGAGCACAGGUGGAGGAGACCAGACCUUCAUCCUACAGGAUCAGGAGUUGCUGAUCCUGGAGCUGCUUUCUCAAAUCCUGCAAACAGACUCCUUGAAUACUAUCCGGUUCUGGCUACUCUACGCGCCCCCCAAGGAGAAAGACAGGGCACUAGGCCUCCUGCAGACAGCAGUGGCUCAGCUCCUUCCCCAGGCCCUAGUCUCCAUCCCAUCAGAGAAACUCCUGAACCAGCUCCAGGAAAUUCAAGAACCACUUCAAGAGAGGCAACAGCUACCCUACAGCCAAUCCCUGAAGAAGACAAAGACGCCACCUCUAUCAAAAAGCGAAAAACCAGACUGUAAAGGGUCCUGUGUGCCGGGCAGCGUGUCUGACACAGAAGAACCCUGGGAAAGCACAACUUCUUCGCGUGCACUCCAGCCAGAACCCAGAAGAGAAGGCGGCAAAGCCAAAGGUAGAGUGUUGAGGAGUUCGCACCACUUUGCCCACCUUGCUCAAGAAGAGCCCCUGAGUUCAAAGAUUCGGCCUGCACCUCCUCAACAGCAGUACCGGUUUUCCUAUCACAUGGAGCCUAUUAAAAUACUGUCUUCCCCUUAA